AUGUCUUACACACUCUACGACACAUCCAUUGUCCCCGCCAAACAAGCCCUCACCGCCCUUGCCAGUAUCAUCCGCAAGGCUCUGGACCAUCCCAGUGACAAAAACCUCCUCACAGUCGGCCUCCACGAUGACAUGAAGCCAUUGAGCUUCCAGAUCAUAUUUGCCGCCUCGCUCGCCGAGAAAUUGGUCGCCAGAUUGAGCGGCACCCCGGUCCCAGAGCCUACCACUGAGCUCUCAUCGCUCGCUGAUGCCCUUGCACUCACUGAGAAGGGCCUCGAGGUUCUUAACGGCGCCGAUAAGACCUUGAUCAACGGCAAUGCCGAGAACAUGACGGAGGUUGGUAUGGGGCCUGGAGUUAAUAUUCCCAUGCGUACGGAUGCCUAUGCCAGCGCUUUUGCCUUGCCUAACAUUAACUUCCAUGUCGUUACUGCUUAUGCUAUCCUGCGGAAGGAGGGUGUGCCUCUUGGCAAGAGGGAUUACCUUGGUGCUUACAUGGGUGCUUAUCUCCCUCAGAAAUAG
Molecule: messenger RNA, 519 nt
Organism: Penicillium longicatenatum
Lineage: Eukaryota; Fungi; Ascomycota; Eurotiomycetes; Eurotiales; Aspergillaceae
Product: DUF1993 domain-containing protein
Exons: 1
Coding region: 1-519 (172 amino acids)
Source: RefSeq, a predicted model, not a curated record